Molecule: messenger RNA, 1043 nt
Organism: Setaria italica (foxtail millet)
Lineage: Eukaryota; Viridiplantae; Streptophyta; Magnoliopsida; Poales; Poaceae
Exons: 1
Coding region: 128-865 (245 amino acids)
Source: RefSeq, a predicted model, not a curated record
ACGGUUGUCUAUCUCUUCCCGCGCCUCUACAGAGGCCAUUUCUAGGCUUAUCUCCAAACCUAUCUGCCGCGUAAAAAUCUCACAGCCAUCCGCUUCAGUCGUCCGAGCACUCAUCGCAUCAUCCGCUAUGGCGGCCUCCUUCCUCCGGCCCCUCCUGCCUCCCAACCCCUUCCUCUCCGCCCGCAGACCUCACCUCCUCGCUGCUCCCGCCACCAUCACCACCGCCACCGUACGCUGCACCGCGGCGCCCAAACCGGCAACCUCCACGCCGAAAUCCAUCCAAGAAGAGGCCAGCAGCAACCGCGAACAGCAGCUGCCGCAGGCAGACCCCAACGGCGCCGCCACUCCGGACGAGGCGAGCGCCAACCCCAACAGCAUCCCCGACGACGAGACCCCGCCGUCGGCGACGGCGACCACCUCCUUCGCGGUGGCACGGCGGGUGCCGUCGGCCAUCUCCCCGGACCGCCGGCCGCGGACGGCGCUAACGCAGGAGGAGCCGCCCAACUACGAGAUCGGGUGGAAGCGCACCAAGCAGCUGCCCCUGGAGAAGCCCCGCGGGUGGGCCAUCGCCGACUUCCUGGAGAAGCUGGACGGCCUGAUGGCGCGCGGGCGGUACGGGUCCGGGCAGCUGCUGGGCACGGUGGCGGGCGUGGUGACGGAGCGCGCCCGGGAGGAGGCCGAGGUGCUGGUGGCCGAGGGCGGCGUGGAGGAGCGCGUGGUCACGGAGCUCUUCCGCGUGCUCCGCCUCGUGGAGAUGGACGUCGAGAUGGUGAAGGCCGCCGUCAAGGAGGAGACCGUCAAGGAGCGCGUCGAGACGGCGCGCGCACGCUGCCGCCAGGCCAUCCUCGUCGCCCUCUCGCUGUGAGGAGACGCGGGCGCGGCGCUCUCUGCUCUGAAGUCUGAACUCUGGUGGCGGCGGUAUACGCGUGCGUAACUAAACGAUGUACUAGUAAUAAACAAGUGAUGAGAUUAACGUGCGUAGUAUUGAUUUAUUCAGUUACAGGAAAUCAAAUCUGAACUUGAUGCGUGCUGCAUUUCUGAAU